AUGCUCGCUUCUAUCAUUCUGGAACGUCGGAGUGUCACCAUAGAUGGCUCAGCAAAACUUUCGGUCAUUCGCUCAUCCAACGCUGCGCCGAUGAACCUGCUCCAAUCAUUAUACGGCAAUGUCCGAGGAGCUUCGCUUUGGGGUAUAGUGGUGCUAUGCUUAACCAUCACUACAUCUGCUCUGCAACUCGCCUCUACAGCUCUGGUGCGGGACAUGGGCAUCGGUCAACUCGUUCGCGAGGAGCAAGAUACCAGAAAUUUGGCCGCACUAUCAUGGGACAAUCACAAUCUCUCUGCAGUUAACGAUAUGCAGCGGGAACGAUAUUGGCUGGAAACAGUCAAAGACUUUCCAACCUUUGCUGAACGAAGGUCUCCUUUCGUGACCAAUGCCCGCGAAACCAAAACUAUUCGUGAUACAGGACUUGUUCACCGAGCCUUUAUCCCGUUUCGAAAUGCAACUGUACGGACAUCAAUCAAGCGGUACAAAGGUCUAUCCACAGUUAUUGAUUCCAGAGUCGCAUGCGUCCAGCCAAGAAUCCACGACGGGUUGGGCGUUGCAUUCGUUGAAGGGUGGGGGUGGUAUUUGAACGGAACCUUCAUCCCGAACGACAUGCCGGAGGGUCUGAUCGGGGGUGACUCUGCAGGUAAUACCGCGGAUCUGCACAACAGAACUCUCGAUACCACACUCGGCAUAGGUCCCAAAACUACCCUCACCCGGGCUCAAGAACUGCCAUAUACCCAUGACGCAGGCGAGUGGAACAUAAUAACCAAGGUCAUCUAUUCAGGACCUAAGCUUCUAUCAGCGUUUGACCCACGUUACGCAGACAUCGUUAGCGACACAACCACGUCUUUCGAGCGUGGUGAAGGAUCUUCUUACCACGUAAUUGGCGAUGAUAUUACUCUCUUGACAGGUCGCAGCUAUCUUCUCAUCAACAUAACAAGUGCAAUGGGUCGACGGGCUAUCGUCAAUGAAACAGACACAACAAGUCCCAGGGACUUUUACUUCUCCCCCCGCCAUACAAAGCACAAGCUAUUACUCAAAGGUCAAGACGAAUGGCUUACGUUCCGUCUAUAUGAGGUGCCAACUUUUCGUCUAGCCGUCAGCCUAUGCUUUGACUCAUUCGUCUCUGUUGAAGCAAACGUGAGCAUCACGGCGCCGUCAGACCGGCCAGUGAUUGAACCCAAUUUGGGCACCUGGAAUACUAAAACUACGCGUUUCAAUACUACAGAUGCUCGGGCGCAACUAGAUUAUGAAAAGCACCAUCGAGAACGACAUGUAAUGAAGCUCGACACUACAGCCGAGGACUUUCGCAAUCAGACCAUGGCUUCGUACAAUCUCUCGCGGGAGAACCAAUUAACCCGGAUCAAGUUCCCCUUUCAGGACAUCAUUCCACCAUACGUGAAAUACAGUGACCAGACUGGUGGCUACAUGUGCGCUUCAUGCGGCAUUCAGUUCGAUCGAGACGACGACCCCGUACGAAUGAACCCCCAGAUCUUCAACAGGGUGCACCAGCAAAUGUUCCAAGAUACGCUUAGGGCGACGAAUAACUCAGCCAAAGCCUGGCAGAACUUAAUGACGCUCAUCGGUCGGAUGGCGUAUUACGAUAAGACCCCAUAUUUCGACUACAACGACACAGCUCAGAUAACAUGGUUCUACCGAGCUCAAUUCCCCCGAACUUCUGAAGGAUUUUGGGCUACCGUUGGAGUUUUGGGCGGACAUGUAGUUCUUGUUGUUUUCAUCAUCGCCUGUUUUAUUCUCAACACCGAGGUUUCUUGUGUUGGGGACAAUAUCUGGCAGUGUAUUGCCCAGACUAACUAUGAUGAGGAUGGUAGCUUCCUUCGUGGCUUGACUACUAAAAAGGAUUCGGAGGUUGAGAAAUUGUUUCAGGGGAGCGGGUUGGAUAAAGAGACUGUAACUCUUCAGGUUAUUCAAGAGGCUUCAGGACAGAGGAUUGGAUUGAGGAACGCGACGGCUUCUGGUGUUUCGACUCAUGAGACAGGAGUUUAUCAACGAGUAGGAGACGUGGAAUUAUCUGAGAGGGUGGGAUGA
Fusarium coffeatum is the source of this 2049-nucleotide messenger RNA. RefSeq lists its product as uncharacterized. The transcript has a single exon. The record is from RefSeq and is a predicted model, not a curated record. Lineage: Eukaryota; Fungi; Ascomycota; Sordariomycetes; Hypocreales; Nectriaceae. Bases 1 to 2049 code for a protein of 682 amino acids.